Messenger RNA from Daphnia pulex (common water flea), 1316 nucleotides. It is a transcript of the gene Pex2, whose product is annotated as peroxisome biogenesis factor 2-like. Gene Ontology annotation, molecular function: zinc ion binding. Gene Ontology annotation, cellular component: peroxisomal membrane. Gene Ontology annotation, biological process: protein import into peroxisome matrix. The transcript has 7 exons. NCBI's taxonomy places the organism in Eukaryota, Metazoa, Arthropoda, Branchiopoda, Diplostraca, Daphniidae. Bases 130 to 969 code for a protein of 279 amino acids. The record is from RefSeq and is a predicted model, not a curated record.
UUUUUUUCUUGGUAGUCGGAAUCGGAAAGUCUUUUACUCUUUUCUUUUAACUACAGCUGCUUACAAACAGUAUCUUUUUUAGUUCAUAGGUGGUGUCUCAUAGUGACAAAUGAAAUGUAAACAAAUAAAAUGGCAGUUUCAAGAGAGAGUCAGAUCGACGCCAUUGAACUAGAUUCAGAAUGUUAUCAGCUUUUUCAGUCCCAAAUAAAUCAAUCCCUUACACAUUUACCGAUAAACAUCUUAAAGAAAAUUGAACCAGAGAUUUCAGCAUUACUCAAUCUUGCUGUUUAUGUGGUUCCUCUAUAUACAAGUUCUAGUCUGGUGAGCCAUGAACUCUUAGGAAUACAAUUUUCAAAGAAAACCAAUGGUUCUUAUAUACCCAAAAAAUGGUAUAUAUACAGUUUUACAUUAGUUGGAAUAAAUUGGAUUUCCAAUAGAUGGAACACUAUUUCAGGAACUAUCUUAAAUGAAAAUACGGUGCAGCCGGCUUCUCAAUUUCUGAACUGGUUGCAUAUUUCAGCAAAAAUACUUAAUCUGCUAAAUAGCUUAGUAUUCCUGAAACAAGGUGUCUAUCCUACAAUCCUCCACAGGGUUUUACAACUAAAAACAGAAUUAGUCAACCCAAAUGAGCCUAAAUCAGCAGAUCUUUCUACUUUAACCAGAGAGUUACUGUGGCAUUCAUUUUCUGAAAUGUUAAUGUUUGCAUUACCAUUGGUGAACGUCCAUCGCGCUAAAAGUUGGUUAACUCGUCUCAUUAAACUGAAAGAUGACAAUCCAUCGAUUACCGUAAGCAGAAACACUUUGUGUGCAGUUUGCAACGAAACGCCUAUAAUUCCGCAAGAAACGCAAUGUCAGCAUGUGUUUUGUUAUUAUUGCUUGAAGGCAAAUUUGGAAGCUGUAAGUGAAUAUACCUGCCCUCUGUGUUCCUUCCUUAUCGUUGCUGAUGACGGCCGGAAGGAGGAGGAUUAACUCAUGCAUACAGGAAUGGAGAAUGCUACAUAUUAUACAAAACAAUUGUGAUAUUGUCAACUGCUAGAUAUUCAAGCAUUGGAAGACAAUAGCAUGCAAUAUUCUACAACAAUCCUUUGGAUUGGAAUGGGGAUCAAUUUCAUUUCCUUUAUUUGCCUUUGUGACCUUGAAGUCCAAGUAUCAAAUUUUUAAAUGUUAUAGAAAAUUACACACGUUGAGAAUAGUAACAAAAUAGUAACAAAUAAGCUUGCAUAUAAAUUUAUCUCGCAAGGGAUAUUGAUAUAGAAGUAGGAAAUUCAAUUCUGUAUGGAAUGUAGACCGUUGUGCCAAUACAAACAUGAAUGUGA